AUGUUAUUAGUCGCAACAUUUCUUGUUGUUUUUGCUGCCAGUACCUAUGGGCAACAUCAAUUGACAAUUCGUGACAAUGGGAAAUUGUGUUCUUCAUGGAUACCAGUAACUGGUGGACAAAUGUCAUUCUCAUACACACCUAAUCAAGAAUGCGCCGGACAAGUAGGCAUUGAGCAAAGCAACAAUCAAGCUCGUCUCUGUUGUCAAGCAAUGGCUACAACUACAUCAUCGUCCAUCUUUCCAAAGGAAUGUGGUAAACAAAAAUUUCAACCAUCAAAACAACGUAUAGUCGGAGGAGUACAUGCAGUUCCAAACUCAUGGCCAUGGCAAGUACGUUUACAUGCUGAUGGUGGUCUCUGUGGUGGAACUCUUAUUGAUACAAGACAUGUUGUGACAGCAGCUCAUUGUCUUAGAACACCAAUUGUUACACAAAAGUAUGAAGUCAUUAUCGGUUUACACGAUAUCAAUCAACCAGUCUAUGGUGAGCAGAAAAUUGCAGCAGAACGAAUCUUUAUGCAUGAACAGUACAAUGCACAAACACAUGAAAAUGAUGUUGCUAUUAUUCGUCUUUCAAAACCAGUGACAAUUUCAGACAAGAUCAAUGUUAUCUGUUUACCAGGUGCCGAAGCCCGCAGUGAAAAUGACACAGUUUGGGUUGCUGGCUGGGGUACAACAUCGUUUCAAGGUCAAACAAGUCCAGUUUUGAAACAAACCUCGUUACACACAAUGCCAAAUCGUUGUGGACAAAUCUAUGGUACUUAUAAUAAUCAAAAACAAGUAUGUGCCGGUGCUCAUGGUGGCGGCCGUGACACAUGUCAAGGUGAUUCAGGAGGACCAUUAAUGUACGAAUCAAACGGACAAUGGUUUUUGAAUGGUAUUGUCAGUUAUGGUCGUGAAUGUGCUCUUGCCGGAUAUCCUGGCGUCUAUGCUCGUGUUAGUUAUUAUCUUCCAUGGAUCAAGAGUAAAUUGAGUGCUGCUUAA
Rotaria socialis is the source of this 981-nucleotide messenger RNA. The record is from the annotation of a GenBank genome assembly. NCBI's taxonomy places the organism in Eukaryota, Metazoa, Rotifera, Eurotatoria, Philodinida, Philodinidae.